CGUGUGUCUGGGGUGAAGGAUCAACGUAGACACUACCAAGACCAUGUUUCCCUGAACCCUUUGUCUAACCCAUGUCCCUCGUCUGUCUCCCUGUGUCCUCCUCCCCCUCCCAGCUUCCCUAACUUUGACCUGGAGGAGUCAGGUCAGUGUCAGGGGGACUGGCUGCUCCUAGGACCCACCUGGAGAGAGGAGUACCGGGUGUGUGGCUCCCUCCUCCCACCUCCCUUCAUCUCCUCCAGGGGAAGAGUCUGGCUCUACUUCCACUCACAGGCCAACAGCUCAGGACUGGCUCAGGGGUUCAGACUGUCAUAUAUCAGAGGUCCCCUGGGCCAGUCCAGCUGUCAGAGGGAUGAGUUCCUGUGUGGUAACGGUAAAUGUCUUCCCCGGACGUGGCGCUGUAACGGCCUGGAUGAGUGUGACGCUACCGACGAACGGAGCUGUGCCCCCCCUCCGACCCCUCCCCGCACCUCCCUCUGCCCCCGGCACCGCCCCUGUACCCAGGCCCAGUCCACUCGUUGCCUGCCCCCUUCGCUGCGCUGCAACGGAGCCCGGGACUGCCCCGAUGGCUCGGACGAGGCAGGGUGCCCCGACACGGCCUGCGGGAAACGCCUGGGGAACUUCUACGGAACAUUCGCCUCCCCGGACUUCUUCCGUCCCAACCGCAGUGCUGUGGGGGAGCUGAGGUGCUCCUGGCUACUGGACACUCAGGACCCUAAACCCAUUGUAUUGCAGCUGGACCUGGGGUUAGGGCCAGGGGACUCCCUCCAUGUCUAUGAUGGGCUGGUCCAGAGAGCAGAGCGCCUCCUGCAGGCCCUAUCGCAUCAUAACAACAGGAGACCAGCCCUGUUAGAAUCCAGUAGAGGACAGAUGAGUCUACAGUACUUGGCCCAACCACUCAGCCCUGGGCAUGGGUUCAACGCUACAUACCAGGUGAAAGGUUACUGUUUCCCUGGGGAACACCCGUGCGGAUUGGACCAGGGCUGUUACUCUGAACGCCAGCGCUGUGACGGGUACUGGCACUGCCCUACGGGGCGCGACGAGGAGGAGUGUCCAGUUUGCCAGGAGGGGGAGUACCCCUGUGAGGGGGGCAGUGGGGCCUGCUACCCUGCCUCUGAAAGAUGUAACAACCAGAAGAAGUGUCCAGACGGUUCUGAUGAGAAGAACUGUUUUGACUGUCAGCCGGGGAACUUCCACUGUGACACCAACCUGUGUAUCUUCGAGACGUGGCACUGUGAUGGCCAGGAGGACUGCCUGGAUGGUAGUGACGAGAGAGACUGUUUGGGAGCUGUACCCAGGAAGGUGAUCACUGCUGCCCUGAUUGGUUCUCUGGUCUGUGGCCUCCUCCUUGUCAUCGCUCUGGGCUGUGCCUUCAAACUCUACUCCCUCCGGACAAGAGAGUACAGGUAGGAGGAUUUCAU
Oncorhynchus nerka (sockeye salmon) is the source of this 1418-nucleotide messenger RNA. Its product is annotated as low-density lipoprotein receptor-related protein 3-like. Gene Ontology annotation, molecular function: protein binding. The record is from RefSeq and is a predicted model, not a curated record. NCBI's taxonomy places the organism in Eukaryota, Metazoa, Chordata, Actinopteri, Salmoniformes, Salmonidae. Gene Ontology annotation, cellular component: plasma membrane.